AUGGACCAACUUAGCUCCCUCUACGUCCGCAUGGCGAGCGGGACGCACAGCCAGAUACACAACCCGAGCUCCGUCAUGGGCUUUGUGGACCAGAUGCAGAGUCGCAUGGAGAAGAGCUCGGCGCCCCGCAAGAACUAUCUCAUCGACUCCUCCACCCCACACAGCGACACCGUCAUUGCGGAGUCGUCGGCGCUGAAGCCCAGCGUGGGGUGGGUGACACUGCAGGUGACGGAGGGUAUUCGCCGCGGCAUCCACGAAUGGGGCAUCAAGAUCGAGCACCACGGCGAGAGCAAUGAUGGCAGCGGACUCAUGCUCGGCAUCGUGCCAAAGAAUUUCACAAAGUACGACACAUUUAUUUCGCAGGGUGGCGGCUGGUGUCUCAGUCGGGCCGGCAAAUUUUACGGCCACUGGCGUCGCACCGACAGCGGCGGCGGUGUCCUGACUUUUGGCACCGGCGACCGCGUCGUCCUCACCCUCGACUACGACGCCGCCGUCAUGACGGUGCGGGUGGGUGACAAGACGGUCGUCGGCGAGCUCAGCGGACUAACAAUGGAGGUGUUUCCCGCCAUCUCGCUCCACUACCGGCACCAGCACGUUCGCUUCGACCACCACGCCGUCCGCGAAACGGCCGAGCAGCACCUGCCGUGGCUGCAGCGCCAGGCCUUCCCGUUCGCACCGGCGUUCUUGCCUCUUAGCUUUGCGGAGGUGCAGCGGCUGCCGCUGAACUCCUACCUCUUUAGCAACCUUUUUCAACACCACACGUCGCUGGAGUGGAGCAGCGCGAUGGCCAACACCGCGGACAGCGGCGACGCUGGCCACCCGGCCAUCUCCGUCCCUGGCGCUUCUGACAAGAAACGCAACGCGGCGGCAUCACUGUCGUCCUCCUCGGCUGCCCUUGCCGCUGCACGGCGUGCCGAACAGCGAGCGAUGCGCUUGUACACGUCCUCUGAAGCAGCGGCGGCGCGUCUAACAGUGCUGUCGCGCGCCUUUGCGGCGGUUCGCCGGUACGCUGCUGUGGUGCCUGGGAAAAGCCGUUUUCUUGCUCCUCACGUGACAGCGGAGUACCUUCGGCAGCGCCUGUACUCGGCGGCGCGCGAGCCGAGUCUCGGCAGCGGCGGUGGCUCACCCCUCACGACCUCUGGAGGCCUUUCGAGCAGUGGCGCCAGCACCUUCCGCCUCGCUGACAGUGCCGGCUACGACGCCACGCUGAACUGCGGUGCCGUCAUUGUCGUGCACUUGUUUAUCCGCGCCGUGUCGAGUGGGCAGGAGGUGGCCGUCUCACUCGUGCACAGCUUCCGCGACUACCUGCUCUCCCUGCCGAUCUUCUCCCUGGUGGAGUACGACGGGUGCGCCAGUGGCAGCGGCUGCAGUGGCGGCGGUGGCGGUGCGCGUGGUGCCCCUUUCAGUGGCAGCGGCUGCAGUGGCGGUGGCGGCGGUGCGCGCUCGGCGCUGGCGCCCGACACGGUGCAGCUUGCCGUGGACCACAUCGUGAGGCUGGUGGAAUCUGCCCUUAAAGCCGCUGAGGCACCACCCACCACAUCGGCGCAAACCCCAAGUGGCAGUAGCUCAGGCUCAUCGACCGGUAAGCGUAAAGACGGCGGCGGUGACAGCCCACCUGUUACACCGCUGACGUCGGCGCUGCUCGAGGUGGCGGUGGUGCUGGCUCUGCAACGUGGUCUCGUGAGUGAAGUGCUGCGCGUGUCACGGUACCUCUUACGCGCGCCAUCCGGUAUCUUCUCGUCCCCCUUGGUGCAUUGGUUGAACCGGCAUGCCGCCGGCCUCACGCCGCAGCAGGUCUUGCCAGACGUCGGACGAGCACUGAAGCGUGCAUGCGAAGACCCCUCUGCUUUCAUACCCACGCCAGUGGACCCUAUGACGAGGGUGCUAUCGGUGGCCUACGGCAUCGGUGCUACGCUGUUUGUGCACACGGCGGACGGACUCACCAAGUACGGCCCCUCCGCCGCCACACCAUACGCCCUUGUGGUCGAGACGAGGCAACCGACAACGUACUGCGUUGGUGCAGCCUCGUCCAGCUUGGCGGUGACGCACACCCGCGUACUGCUGCUGACAGACCUCAUGGCAACCGCCGAGGUGGCGCUGGUUGUUUAUGGGCUCCAGCUUGACACUCACCAAGUCCUGCGCUGGGCAGAGAUGCACGGCAGCUGGCCCUGCACGCCUAACGCGCACCCCCAGCUCGUGAGCACCACAGAGGAUCGCGUCCUUGUCGUCUACGAGGACCACCAGCAGCAGACACCGCCAGCGCGUGUGCUGAACGGCGCAGCGGCAGCAGCCGGUACGCCGGCGAGCGCAGCGGCGAACGGUGGUGUGGGACGCUCCACCGCUGGUCAGAGUCUCUCCGCUGCAGCCGCAACAGAGACCUCGGCAGAGUGGACCGUUAUGAUGCACUGCUACAACGCUGCAACAGCUUCUUCGCUCACGGCGGCGCCGCUCUGGGCACGUGCGUUGCACCCCGCCGCGGCCCCGGCGGGGCUCUGCCUGAACCGAUGCCUUGCCCUGCGCAAGCCCAGCCUGGUUGAUCUGGGCAGCCCAGAGGAGCACUUGACCGUGGCGGGCGGGCAGGUGACGGUGGAGGUAUGGGUGCAGUUCCUCGACAAGGAAGACGCGGCAACGCUCUACCAACACGGCGACCGCAGCACCAGCGGGGAGGUCUUUAUUGAGCUGAUCAAGUCGGAAGGCGCGUACUGCAUCCGGGGCGGCUAUCGACACGAGAUGCGCGGCUCGUGUCUUGUCUCGGCGCCGCUGCCGCCCACGGCGGAGAGCCGACCCUUCCACAUCGGUCUCGUCUUCAACGGGCGAUGGCGGCUCCUGUUUGAUGGUGAGGAAGUGGCCGGCAACCGCCAGGGCCCACACGUGUCACUCGACUCGCCAAAGCAUCGGUGGACGGUGGGGACGAACUGCACGUGCUUGCUGACGGGCUUGCGCGUGUGGCGGCUGGGUCGCACGGCUCGGGAGAUCAGUCGUGACUACCGCCGCUCCCUCGUCGGCGACGAGCCGGGGCUUGUGGUGCAGCUCUUCUUCAACGAGAAGAACGGAAACGUGGUCUUCAACUACGUGCACAACGUCAAGGCGUGUCACGCCGUCUGCAUUGGGGCCGUGACCCACAAAGCGUGCGAUGCGCACCCGUGGCGCAGCUAUGGCUCAGGCGGGCUUGGCGGUAGCAGCGCUGCUGCGGCAAGUGUGUCCUUUGCAUCGACAGUAACAGCGUCAGGCGCGGCUGCGCCGGCGGCCGCGUCGUCACCGGACGUCACACCGGUGUGCGCACGGCUGCACGAGUGGCGCAAUCUCGCCAUCAGCACCUGCUGCGCCACGCGACAUGCGCUCAUUGUGAGGACGCCCAUCAGCGAUGAUGGCCCGUACGCGCUAAAGGAGGGCGGUCACGUGCUCAUGUUCUUCGACCUCGCUGCCGGCGUCGCGCAUCACUCGCUCUUCUUCCUGACAAGCCGCAGCCCGGUGCGACAUAUGAUGCGCGCCGACCCGCAGGGGCGGCUGUGGGAGCUGUUCGAGGUGGAUGUCGGUCUUGUAAAGGGGGAGCAGGAGGCGUCCUACCUGCUCUCCCUGCUCAGCAACCCCAGGGCAGCACCGCAGCGACCGCGCGACCGGGUGCUCGCCGUGGCGCCCCUGCCGCUCAUGGAGGAUGAAGAGGGCCUGGACAACCUCAGCACCCUGGCGAACGAGGGAGAGGAGGGGAGUGGCGACGGUGCAGAGGAAGCGGAGUCGCGCGACUCGUUGGGCUCGACAAUGACGAGCGAGAUCAACCCUGUCGGCAUGGACCGCAGCACGGCAGACCCUCAGGGAUCUAGCGAGGUGGCUGCGCCAGAGGCCACCCAGACCCUCUCACGCUUGUCGUCCUUCACCGAACUCGUCGCACAGCCUUCGUCGGUGGUCAGCUACAGCACGGUGGCGUUGUGGCUUCUGAAGCUUCUGGCCCUCCACGCCGAGGCGGAGCCCGGCGUCGAUCAGACACUCUUCUCUCCCCUCGCGGACGAUGUGGGGAGUCGAUGCGUGACGGAGGUGCGGCUCAUCUUGGGCGAGCACUUCCGCGUUGUCAAGUCGAGCAACGCGCGUCGUGCCGUGGCGCUGAAGAGCUCCGUGUCUUGGGUGGUGGUGGCGGCAGCGCUGCGCGUCUUACUGCGGCUGGUGCGCCGUGCGCGCGCCUUCGGCCUCCACCCCACGCCGUUGGGGCUGACAGUGGUGAGAGAGGGCACAGGGCACGACGGUGGCAACGCGGCCGACGGCUCACAGAGCUCACCAACGCACGUCUCCAAGGCCACAAUGACGCUGCUACUGCGCGAGCUGCACGCGUCUUCGCUACGACGACGCGCCAGUGCGUCGGUGGAGCGGUCGCGGCGGUCGGCGAUUGGGCACCACGGCAGUAGGAGUGCAGACGAUGGUGACGGCUUCUCGAAGGACAGCUUUACCCUACUAGGCCUCCUCGGCGACAUCAUCAACGAGGAUGGGCUCACACUCUCGCCGGAUGUCGUGACCCUCGCCCGCAUCAUCACCAUCGAGGGCGUCGAGCUAUUCUUGCCCGACGUCCGCCAUCGCGCGCAUCUCCUGCGAGACCUGCUUCGCGCCUCCUCCGGCGUCUCCUCGCCUCGCGCCUCCACGGCCGCCGGGGGCGCAGCUGCUGCCCCAUCGCCGUCCUUCGCCGCGGAGGACCGAGUGCCGGCUAUGGAAGCGCUGCUUGACGCAGUGGCACAGAGCUUCACCACUGUGCUCGCCGCGGCGCCUCUGCUCGGAGUGGAUGACGACAGUGCAGGGCCGGGCAGCGCGGCAGCCCUCACGGAGCUCUGUGACACCCUUUCCACGCUUCUCGAGGAGUCGUCUGUGCAGUGGCAGCGUCUGUGGGCUGCGAGCACCGCGACGCGGUCCAUCCGCAAGUUUUCGGCCUUUGCGACAUCCCUGUCGGAGGCCAUCGCAUCGCUGCAACUACUGCUGCUCAGCGCCUGUCAGGGCUCGCGGUGGGAGGUGGUGCUGACGCUGAUGUACGCUAGUGGCGGCGGGAGCGCCGCAAACCGCGUCACGGACGCCACCCGCGUCCGCGACGGGGGUGGCCAGGGUGACAGUAGCAAUUCCGGCAACGGCGCGACAGCGAACGGGGUAGCUGGAAGCAGCGUCGGCGAUGUGAACGGCGGCGGCGCAGGUGUCGGCGGCCCGGACAGCGUCGCGGCCGCUGCGCUCGAUCUACAACGACUAUGCUUCUCGCAGGCCGCCGCCUACCACCCUUGCGUGCGGGUCUACUACAGUGCACUCUUUGAUAGCACCGAAGUCUGCCUAAGCCUUUGCGUGCAACAACCGGAGCAACAGCCGUCGACAGGCGGUACCUCGAAGACUGCAGAGCGGGGCGGCGACAGCGGCGCGGCGCUGUCAGCGAUGCUGUCGAGCCUGGCCCCAAUGUUCGUGAACGCUCCAUUGCACACGGCCCUGAGCGCUAUCCCACUGGUCCUCGCUGCCGAGGACGCGGAAUGGUUCCUCAAACACCUCGAGCACCUGCUUGUGCUGUGCGAGGCGCUGUUGGAGCAGGUGGAGUUGCUGACGAGACCCAACAGCGGCACGGACAUCUUCACCAGCACCACCAACACCAGCAGCCCGAUCCUUCCUGGCAGUGGCGGCGCCACCUCUGCUCGACGGCUCGUGUGUUCGCUGCGCGAGGCGCUCUUCUACGCCUCUGUGUGGGUCGCGGCAUUUCUCUUCAACAGCACGGCCGUGUCCUCCGCCAGUGUCAAGGCCGAUGCGGUGCGGCGCCGACUUGGCCUCUUGUCCGUCACGACAACACCGACGACGCAGCGGCAAAAGGAGCAACUCAUCGGCCACGCACCGUCCGUGGCAGCAGUGACGAACAGCACGACGGAGGCGUCAGCGUCCAGCAGCACCGCUGACGACGCAGCCUUCGCCGCAGUGGGUGAGGAACUCGCCCGCGUCUGGGAGCACCCGCUUCUAGAGGGUGGCCUCUGGCCCAGCACCGUCGCGACAGCGGCGGCUGCGCCUCAGCACCGAGCGCAGUUCGUGUCGCAGCUGAUCAAGAACACGGCGUACUGGACUGCCAAGCAAACUAUGCUGGAUCCUCUGGCCACGAGGUCACAUCCUGCCAUGGGCCCUCUCAUCACCGCCAUGGCGGCGGCGGCGUUGCACCUCAGCGCCGUACCACUGCAGCGCCUUCCGCCGACGCAAGUGGAGGAGUUGAUGUGCGCGGUCAUGCGAAAGCUCUCGCGGCCAAUUCGCACCGAGUUGCUAAGCCGACGUGAGGACGGCGAAGACGACGUCAGCAGUGGACUUCCGUCACCCUCCUCGCCGUCGCCUCCUUCAUUGAGUCGGCCGGAGUCCCUGAGGCAGACGUUGGCAGAGCUGCAGCGUCGCUGCGAGGUGCUACUGCAGGCACGGACAUGCACCGAGCUGUGGGCGGUGGAGGACGCCCUGUUUUGUAUUCCGACUGAGCGUGCCGCCGCUGGUCGCUCGCUGGGGUCUGGGAAGACUGCAUGGGUUCACUCCCCUCUCCUCCCGGGAGCCUCAGCACCGUCCUCGUCGGCGCCGAUAGCGCCGAGCGCCUUGGGUGCGCUGCGCUCUGCGUGGAGCUCGUACCAGCUACGGCGAAUGCGCUUCCGCGCGCACGCCAGCUCGCACCCGAGCUGGACGCUGCACGAGGCCACGCAGCUCGUUACGAACGUGGUACUCUCUCGCCAGAUCACGGCGGAUCUUCUGCGCGCCGCUCUGCAACAGCGCGAGGAGCUGGCUGCGUUGAGGCGUACAGGUAUCGAACACAUCUUCCGGCUCGUGCAGCGGGCCCCACACAGCGCCGAGAGCGCCGCUCAGCUGCUCAGCGCACAGGGUCGCGGCGCGCACACGCACUAUGAGGAGGGCAUCGGCGGCUGCGGCAGCGCCCACGUUGACCACAUUCGCCGCACCCUCUUCGACCUGCUGCGCUGGUCAAUGGAAGAGAUGCCGGCUCAGCUGGGCGCUAGCGGCAGUGCCACGCGCGAUGGUGGCAGUGCGCCACUCUCCAUGACGAGCACGGCAACGGUGCUGUGCAGUCUUCUCGACCGCAGCUGGCGGCCGCGUGACUUUGCAUUCUUUGUGCAGCUGCGGGUGGUGCCGACCAUGAUGAUGACGUACGUAACGCUCUUUGUGUCCGCCAAGCGCGCCUACGACGAGGAAGCGGCAGAAGAGACGUCAGGGACGCGCAGCAGCGGCGACACGUUUGGGCCGCGGCGACACUCUACCGUCGCGGUCGCAAUGACGGCAAGCAGCGGCAGUGCUAGUCCGACAGACGAUGACGCGACGGCGACGGACUCGCGCGCUGGGUCGGUGGAGCUGCGCCACAUCAACCUCGCGGAGCGGCAGAAUCGCGAUAGGCUUAUCGCCGCGCAGCAGGCGCGUCGCACGAGCAAGAGCGCGCUGAUGACAGCCUUCACGCUGAAUCGGACCGGCAGUACCGGUGGCGGCGGUGGUGCAGCGCACGGCUCUGCUGGGCUCAUGAGUGGCGGCAGCGGCGACACCGCCCUCCAGCACACGGCCGUGGAGGCGAUGCAGGCGAGGGUGUGGCAGUGCUUCAAGAAUUUGGCUCUCCAGUCGACGGCGAUGCUGACGCCCGAGCGCAUUGUCAGUUUGUCGCGAGUCGAGCAGACCUCUGUCAUGUCGUUCUUAGCUGGCGUGCUCGGCGCGAUGGAGACAGAGCUGCGGCUGUGUCGGAGCGUGCUGUCGCGGGCCGUGAAGGACACGCCAACGCUGCUAGCGCAGGCGAGCGACGCUGCCGUGCUGGAGCCGCUGGUGACGGUGCAGGACCAGGUAGACCUGCUGCUGAGUUUCCUGUCCGUCGUGAGCGGGACGCUCUGCUCGGCCUCUUUGUCCGUCAGCGUCUCUGCGCAGGUGGACGGCACCGCAGCAGGCAGCGCCUGUGACGGCACGGCACUCUUUCUCAGCUACACCUUGAGCACGGUGUGCGCCAACAUCGCAGAGACUCUGCUUGAGCUCGUCUUCUUGGACAUGUACCACGCGCGCGCGGUGAGCGCCGACGCCGGCGUGGGGUGCGUCGUGCGAGACGCCGCGGCGUGUGCCAGGGUCGCGGCGCUGCUGCUGUGUCGGUGCCAGCCGUCUGCCGUCCGCGGCAUCACCGUUGCACCGGGUGUGUGGCAAGAAAUGUACGAGUCGCCAGUAUUCGCGAAGAUGCCGUUGUCCACCUCCCCGUCUCGGAACGGCGGCCAUCCGUGCAUGCAGAGAUGGCGAGACCUCAGCGUGUACGCCUUGGCCACGACAGGCAUGAGUCGCACAACUCAGCACAUACUGCUGGGCUUCCGCCGACUCCUGCAUCAGCCAGCGUGGGCCGCUGAGUUGCACGGCUUCGCGUCAUCCUACCAGGAUGUUGUCCACGCUUACGCAGCGUCCGUGCUUAGCAGUCGCAGCGGUGAAGGCGACGUGGUUGGCGCAGCAGGUAAGGCGACAUUGAUCGGCGCGGCCGUCGGUGCGGCAGGCAAGAGCAGCAACCUCUCCACAGGCGCCGCGACCCGGGACCGCGAGGUGCAUGCUGUCCACCUGUACGUGUGGUCGGCGGUACUGGGUGGUCAGCUGCUGGUUCCCCCAACCUCACCCGGCGCGUCCGUUACUUUCCUGGACGAGAAGGACGCCUAUCAGGCCGUCACCGCGUGCGUAGUGGACGUGGAGGCAAUGGCGCCGACGUUGGUGGGGCCCGGCGGCAUGUCUGCCAAGGCUGGCACGUCGUCCUCAGCCCAGUGCGGGCGGCCUAUUCGCGGCUCGAGCCACUUCGUACUCAGGACGGCGACUACCGCCGCUGAGGGCGAGAAGGUGCGCGGGGUGGUUGUCGUACCGACGGAUGCAACAAGUCACAGCGGGAAUACAGAGGAGGUGCAGCUGUCGCCGAGCCAGCUCUUCUUGCCAGCCUGGGAAAACGCCAUCGUGGUGCCAUUGUACGCAGGCCUGGUCGAGGACUUCCUCGCACCAGCGCUGCGCCUCUGUGUGCCGCUGUUGAGUGAAAAGCUGGACACGGCCGCCGGCUUCACAGGAUUCGAGCUGACCUACUUUAUGACUCUCUUCCACCUCACAGCCGGCGUGGCGCGCGCGCGGCCGGACCUGGGGCGGCAGCUCAUCCAGUGCGGCGCGAUGAAGCCCAUCCGGCAGUACGCAUUGCAGGGCGUGGUGCGGCUUCCAUUCCCGUUGAAGGCGCUCCGAGAGUUCGGCGCCUUGGUGGCGGUGCGGGCGGCCGAGGCCACAGCGGACCACAUCUACGCCCCGGAAGACAGCACCGACAAGUCCGGUGGCGUGGCGAGCAGCGUCGUCGGUGUGGCCGCAACAAGCCGAGCAGAGACGCCCUCGCUCGCUGCUGCCCUGGCGGCCGUCUCCGCCACUGAAAUCAGUCGUGUCAGCCCCGGGUCGCGAUCCCCGUUCGGCUCGCCCGUGUCUGCGCAACACCAGACGUUGCCCGGGGUGAGCGAAGCUCUGCUGGAGAGCCUCCGCAGCGUGUCGCCCGGGCCCUCGGUAGGAUACCCGGCCACCUUCCUCUCUGGCCCUCCCCAAUCCAGCCCCGCCGCCGCAUCCUCAGCCGGCUUCCUGCGGGACUCGAGCGAGUACGGCCUCUCACGUCUCGCGCGCAGCUUGGGGGUGUUUGGCGGUGCCUACGGCGGGGCCGCGAUUAGCGGCGCCUCCUUGCAGCACCCGAUGCGGACGACAGGUGCGUCGGUGGCAACCAUCCUCAGCGGUGGCUCAGGUCUUACCAGUACGACGGCACGCAUCCCACCGCGCACGGAGGUGGGAAGCGGGGCCCCGAUGUUUCUGUCCUUUCCCAUGUGGCCUGCACACGACGUGCCACUUUGUGGGGCUGCGGGGCAGCCGUACGUACCAGCCGCUGUUGAGAUCACACCGUCACGCGCCGGCGUGCACUUCCCCGUCUGGGAGGACGGCUUCGCGAUCGAGCUGGCGGUUCUGCUCAGUGACGGCGAUAUGUACCCUGCCAUGGGUGACGCGCUGAGUGUGCCGUGCUCGUGGCCGAGGCAGCAGCUGGCCGCCGCCGCCGGCACCACAGCGCUGGAGUUUCCACUCUUGACCCUGUACACGUCCGCGGACGGCGGCAGCAGUGGAGCGGUGGCGGCGACGUCGUCCGAUGCGGACCUCUUUCCUUUUCUGCGGUUAAGUGUCCAAGAGAACAGCCUCAACGUCGUCGUGCGCCUCCCCUCCUCCUCCAUCGGCGCAGCAGACGACAAGGAGGCACUGCACUGCAGCGCGAGGCGCACGCUGCGCCGCGAGGACUGGUACCACUGCAUGCAUGUCUCCGUUAUGUGCAACGCGCAGAGCCUGGCUCUCUCCCGCAACGGCGAGAUGACGUCUGUGGAGUGGGGUGGCGCGGCUGGUGUCGGUCGGUGCGCAGAGGCGCUGCUGCGACGAGAGGGUGCCAUCCGCAAGGUCGUCCUCGGGCGUGCGGCCACUGGACUGCCGUCUGCGCUGCCUCGCGAGGUGGAUGGACCGAUGGCGCUGAUUGGGGGGCUGCGACUGUGGAGCACCUCCGUGUUGCGGACGUCUCUCCGCGUCGUCGCGGAGCUGGUCGCUCGCGACCGGGCGCUGCAGUCGAUCGGCCUGCACGAGAAUGUGUGCUACCUCGAUCUCAAGGAGGGCACCGGCGCCGUCGUCGAGUCGGCGGACAGCCAGAAGCAGUUCCGCGGGGUCCUCUCUGGUGGCGUGCGGUGGGCAGCAGAGCCGCUGCCGCUCGGCUUCUACCCGUCGAUUGAACUCAACUCCGGCAGCGUGCUCGACGGAGUGACGGCACCACUGGCGAGCAGCAUGCGCGUGCCGCGCGUCGCCAUGGCCGCCUUUGUCGACUCGCUCUCCCCCUUCUACUACGAGCGCUUCGGUGGCGAUGUGCUGUGGUCGCUGCUGACAUUAGCGGCGCGCUACGCGACGGUGACGGCGCUGGAAGUUGGCACGAGCCCCGCCUACGCCCUGCACUGCCUCGCAGACACAUCUGUGACCUCCUCAGCCUCCGCCGUUGCUGCGCGAAGUGCCAUGGCCUUCGAUCCUCGCCAAGUGCUCGACCCCGCUCAGAAGGUGCCGCAUCAGUUGAGCCGCCUGUUCCAGCUCCACGACAGCGGCUACCUGCCCAACGCGCACGAGCGCCUCAUACACGCCGUCGUGCAGCGCCUCGUGGCCGUGCUGGCGGCGGAGGUGCCGGAGGAGGAAGAUGAGACAGACAAGCCCUCGGGGGUCGCCAGGGUCGUUGGUGGCUCCGGCUGGACGGCAGCGCGAGCUACAUCACAGUUGUGCGGGCUCGUCGCUGACACGGCCUACGUGCUGCGACAGCUGCGAAGAGAUGACGGGGAGAUCUUCGUGAUCGAGGUGCCGCCGCCAGGCCAGGCGGCCCCCGCUUCUACCGCUACUACUCAACCCGUCGUUCUCCCGCUCGCCUUCACCAAUGGCGGUACUGGCGUGCUGACUUUUGACCCCAAGUACCGCAACAUGGAGCAGGCCACCGUGUACAAGGACGUGGAGCUGAAGAACGUCAUUGCCAAGUACCCGGACGGGCAGGGUGGCUGGCCGGUGUGCACCUUGACGGCGACGGAGGCCCCUUGGGCGUUCCUGCGCAGCGUGCCUACCUCCACAUCUCAUCGGCUGGCGGCGGACGGCAAGCCCUACAGCCCUGGCAGCAUGCCCUCCUCCUCGAUAGUCACCGUUACCAUCAAGUCGCUCAAGCCCACCAUUCUGCACGCGAUGGUGAAGGCGGUGUGUGACGCCCUGCGCAACCUUGCUGCCGCCGCCGCUGGCGCGAGCAACCAAGGCCAUCGGCGCAGUAACGGCAGCACCGGCUCCUCCAUUGCCGAGCGCGCAGCCGCGUGUCUGCUCGAUGCCCGCGUCGUGGUCUCCCUCGUUCAACAGAGCAGCGCCCGCUCGAGCGAGGACGACUGCGUGCACUUUGUGCAUAUCCUGACGGCAAUGAUGCGGCUCUGGCGGGACAUGCCAGAGGUGCAGCCGUACGACCAAGUGCCCCUCGCCAUGGCGAUGUCACACCUGAACACCCCGCUCUGCAGCAUCAUCCAGCACGUGAACGCCGACUCCGACACUGGUUCUUUCGUGUCGUUAUCAACUGGCACGUACAGCCCGUAUGUUCAGAGCCUACUCGCGUUGCUGGUGAGCGCCGUGCAUGCCGACUGCGCCUGGGCCGGUCGAAGCUACGUGGAGCAACUCCAGGGUCGCUGGCGCCGUCUGUGGGGGAUGUGGCAGCGCGCCGUCGUGUACCGGCCAUCACAGUUGGCAGAUGCGAAGAGGGGGAGGCACAAGGGGAUGCUGACCGUGCGUUCGAAUGGCGGGAGACGAGAUGGGGCCGCCGAGGAGGCGGCGACCGCCACCGCCGCAGGCAGCAGUGCCUUUCGCGCUCUCUUCCUGGCGCCGCCCUCGUCGCGGUCGAGCCGCUAUCAGCUGCAGGGAGCCACGCCAAGCGUGGAGAUGCCGCACGUGGACUCGCUCGACGCCUCGGUGGCUAUCGCAGGGUCGUCGACGACCGCGCAUGCGACAGCGGAAAGCCCGGAGCUGGAGCUGAGCGAUGGCAGCCACGCGGGUGAGGAGGACCCUCUCAAGGGCGGCAGUGGCGCCUACAACGCGGCGGCGAGCAGCGGUGGUAAGUCGCGAGCACCACCGCUUGUGGUGGAGCUGGUCGCCAUGCAGCCAGCAUCGACUGGGCCAGCGGACAUCAGGUCUUCGUCUCCCUUUUCCUCGGCGACGGAAAGCCACGACCGGCACCCGCAGCCGACGCAGACGUACCCUCGCCGGCCGUAUCCAAGCGGCGUGUCACGCAAGGGGAACGGACUCUGGGUGGUGCGCGCCACCUGCGCGGGUAAGGAAAAUGGCGAGGAGCAGAGCCCGUUCGCAGCGCGCGACGGAGCCGCACGCAGUGUAACGACCGUGCGUAGCGAUGUCGGCUUGACAACCGGCGUGUUCUACUGGGAGGUCUACGUGGCGAACAUUAGCCGCGCCGAGCACACCCCUGCCACGCUGGCCGGGGGCACGAAGUUGCCCUCCAACAUCCUCGUUGGAGUUGCGACGGAGCGGUGCGUGCCGAGACACAGAAGCAGCAGCGCCACCGGGAGCGGCGCGCACGCAGAGGGGCGAGACGGGUUCCUAGGCAGCGACGGUGAGUCGUGGGGUUUCGACGGAGGUCGUGCCAUGCGGCUCUGCCGUGGCCACGCGGUGGAGUCGAGCCCCCGUACGCGGUGGAAGAUGGACGACGUCAUUGGCUUUGUGCUGGACCUGCGCCAAAACAAGCUGUGCUGCCUGCAUAAUGGCCGUCUCGUCUCCGAGUUCAGCGAUACCUUCCUCUCGGAAGAGCAGCGCGCCGCGCGAGUCGCCGUCUUCCCCGUCAUCACGUGCACAGGGGAGGCCAGCUGCGAGGUGAACUUUGGCGCCACGGGUUUCGCCAGCACGCCGCCGCCGGGGUGUCUCCCGGUGGACUUGUCUAUCUACAUCAACGAGGAGGCGUGCCGGGUGUGGAAGGUGGUUCUGGCGGAUGAGGUCAGCACACCCCUUGCCUCGGCCACCGUAGCAGCCACGGCCCGCGCUGGACAGCCUGCCCGUCUUCUUCUUAGCCCUGUCAUCCCGCUGGUGGCCCAGCACCUGGCACGCUUCACACAGGGCCGCCAAGGCCCCCUGGAUGUCGUCCUCCUGUCCCUGGACUCCAACGCGAAGCUCGUCACCUCGCGCGAGUGCAAGACGGACGACGCGGCGAGCCUUCUCUUCGGCAGUGUGGCCGUCACAUCGGGCCGCUGGUACUUCGAGGUGGUGCUGCCGACGGAGCCGACCUUCAGCGUCGGCUGGCACGCGUGCAAGUCGCUUGAGGAGCAAGGCAGUGGUGGUAGAGGAGGCGCCGGCCUGGCGGGACUCAUCGGCAGCGUCGGUGGCGGCGCUGCCGGCGGUGCAGCGAACAACAGGGAUGCGGCCAUCGCCUCCCCAGUCUCGCCGGGCCGCGUGCAGCUCUGGGGCGACGGGCCUUCGUGGGUUUUCGAUGCCGGCCGCAUGAUCGCACGACACAACAAGCACCAGAUCAACCUUGCCCGUCGCGCAUGGAAGUGCGGCGACGUCGUCGGGUGCCUGCUCGACUGCGAGGCCGGGACGGUGAGCUUCAGCGUCAACGGCGAGUUCUUGAAGGCGGGGCACGGGAGCGGCGCCGUCGGGGGUGGUGGGCGGGGCGGUGGCAAUGUCACUGGGCUGGGUGGCACGCGCGGCAGCUCGGAGCCCCUCGAAGCCACUGCCGCUGCAUCCGUGUCUUCCACCCAAGAUGCACCCACGACGGCGCUCUUCAGCGAUGUGGGCAUGAACGAGACGCACGGGCUGGUGCCGGCCAUUCUGCUGGAACCCAAGUCGUCGCUUGUGUGUCUGUGGAACGAAGAGGAGCUUCUCUUCCCACCGACGGAGGGUGGCGGCUUCCGGGCACUUGGAGGUGCCAGCGCGGUACACGACGCGUUGGUAGACAUGAUCGUCGCACCGGAUGGUGAGGCCGCCGCCCGUUUCCGUAUGCUGCACCCACUCCACGACAGUGGGGACGCCGGCAGGCAGCCGAGAAGAGUGGAGAGGCUAUCCAAGCCGGUGGACGCCGUGGCGCUGCAGAAGCUGCUUUAUUACGCAAGUAAGGUGCAGGAGCUGCACCCCACCAGCCUGCGCAGCUACACGAUGCCAUCCCUCUACGGUGUUCAUGCUGCAGCGCAGAGCCUUGACAGCCCAAGCACAUCUGUUUUACCUCCUUGCGACCUGGAUGUCAACGCCGUCACGCCGAGUCGCGCCAUCUCGCAGAGGCAUCAGCAGCGCGACCUCUGCACUGCCAGCGGCCUCGACGCGGCCACGCUGCAACCGCACCUGAUGGCCCUGCUUCUCUUUGGGCACCUCUCCACCCUCCUCUACCCAUUCGCCCACCCAGCCGCUUUGCCGGUGACCGUCGAAAACGCGCCAUUGGGCAGCAGCUGGGCCUUUAGCGAACUGCAGGAGACGCUGCGGGCGUGCCAGCGGUACGCCCCGCCGUGGGCGUCGCUGCGAGCGCUGCAGUGGUCGCUGGACGCCUCAAACGGUGCGGGCAAUGCCGUGCGACUCAGCGUGAACCGGCGCAAGGCACUGACAGUGGUGCGGGACAGUACCGCCUCCGCUGUGCGCCGGCUUCGCGACAGCCUUUUCGGCCAGGUGUACCAGCUGCUCGCCAGCAAGCCCCCUGAGUUCUUCAUCACGAACAAGAAGCUCUGGACCGUCUCCUUCUAUGGUGAAGGCGCCGACGACGUUGGUGGCCCCUAUCGCGAGUGCCUCACGCAGAUGUCUGCGGAGCUGAUGAGUACCUCUCUUGCCCUCUUCUUGCCUAGCGCCAACAUGGCCAGCGAGCUUGGGGAGGUGCGGGACAGCUACGUCGUCAACCCGCUCUGCGCGCCACCGCUGGAGCUGCACAUGUACCGUUUUAUAGGGCGACUGAUGGGCGGUUGCCUGCGUGGCGGAGAGCCGCUCUCGCUCUACUUGCCCAGCGCACUUUGGAAGUGCCUGGUGGGGGAGGCGGCGGACGACACGGACAUGGCCCGCAUUGACAUGGCCACACUGAACGCGCUCGGCUAUGUGGAGCAGCUGGCUGGCUUUCGGUCACCGAGGGGGGCUCUCGGAGGCAGCGGCGACGGCGACAACGUCGUGCGCGACGAGGAGCUCGCAGAGCUGUGCCCUCGCGGGUUUUCGCUUCUGAAUGACGCCGGCGUAGUGGAGGAGCUCGUGCCGGGCGGGGAGCAGAUCCCGGUCACGGUCACCAGCGCCAACCUCUACACACGUCUUGUACGAGAGCAUAAGCUCUACCGUACAGGGGCGGCGCAGCUUCGCGCGCUGCAGCAAGGCUUCCACGAGGUGGUGCCGCUGUGCAGCAUAUCGGGGCUCAAGUGGUACGAACUGGAAGAGCUCGUGUGCGGACAGUGCGACUACGACCCGGAUGCGCUGCUGGACGCGGCCCGGUACGAGGGGCUGUCCCCCACCGACGUCCGCGUCAGGUUUCUCCGUAGCGUCCUCCGCGGCUUCACGCGGCACCAGCGCGGCCUCUUCAUGCGCUUCGUCAGCGGGCGAGAGCGCUUGCCGCCCGGGAUGCAUCUGAAGAUCAUGCCAGACGACGCACCACGUGUGGCGCCCAUCCCGCCCAUGACGCUGGACCGAGCAACACCGUCGCUGCAGCCUGCCUCUCCCGAUCGUCGGCAACGCAUGGCCACUUCCACUUCGCACGGCACGGCAACGGCAGUGAUGACGCCGCAGCCACCGCCGAGCAGCGAACAGCGGUGCGGCGCCUCUUUUGUGCGCCACAACACGCUCGCGCAGAGCUGCCCCAGCAGCAACACCGGAAGCAAUACACUGCCGCCGUCACCGCCGCAGCUCCCCUUCACGCCUCCCCCACCCCAGGCGAUGUCACGUAUGGUGUCGCCGCCUGCCCUGCAGCCAGGUCAGCUACAGCCGGUCCGGGGCAGCGGCAGCGGGGGGCUGUCGCACGCGCCAGCCUCACCGCUCGGCACGGGAGAGCGAUGCCGACAGCAGGAGUCGAAGAGAGGUGACGGGAUGGUCGAGGACGGCGUUGACUCCUCCUCCUGUGACGACACGCGCUUGCCGCAAGCUUCGACAUGCUUCUACUGGCUGCGCCUGCCCUGCUACAGCUCCACUGCAGUCAUGGCGCGGAAGCUUCUGUUCGCGAUUGAGCAGUGCGUUGAUAUCGAUGCGGACUUCCGCGUGAAUGACACGGACGUGGCGCAACAAGAAGUCGGCCCCAGCCUGGCCCGCGUCAGCAGCGACGAGGACGACCUCUUCGAGGACUUCUCUCAUCUACGGUGA
Molecule: messenger RNA, 16833 nt
Organism: Leishmania mexicana MHOM/GT/2001/U1103
Lineage: Eukaryota; Euglenozoa; Kinetoplastea; Trypanosomatida; Trypanosomatidae
Exons: 1
Coding region: 1-16833 (5610 amino acids)
Cellular component (GO): cytoplasm
Molecular function (GO): protein binding; ubiquitin-protein transferase activity
Source: RefSeq, a predicted model, not a curated record